AUACGUAUUGAUACUCAUCAUCGCUCCACUGUUCUAUGACACGAUGCCGGGAAUGAGUAUUUAAAAAACAUGCGGUGCUGUGUGUGACGGGGAGUUUCCCACACUGGACAUCUUCCCAGCGACGAAAGAACCAGCGAUUAGAACACGGAAAGACACCGAUUCGCACAGAGGGCACAUCGCUGUAAAAACCAUGCAGCCAUGGAAAGUCGUCCUCCUUUUCGGACAGUUCCGAGCCGGACUGUCAGCUCCAGCCGAGUUCAAAGGGAGGAGAUGUGAGUUCCUGACAAGUCCCCGCAAUGCCAACGUGAAAUGGGCAGGUAAUGUCAGUGGAACAGUACAGUACUGUGCAAGCACCCGCUGCUGCAUGGGCUUCUACAGCAUUGUCGAUGGGCAGGCCGUGCCGGAGCAGCUGGGUUGUGACGUUUUCCAGACUAACUGCCUGGAUCCCACCUGCCACAUCUUUACACGCCAGGAGAACACGGUCAGCUGUGUCUGCAGCUCCGACUUCUGCAAUACCAACGUCACAUGGAACCUAGAAACCAGCCAGUCGCAGCACCCCCGGUCUCUCAGUGAGAGCAGCACAUGGGUAGCUGUCACCGUCAUAGGAAUCCUUUUCGUUUUUGGCAUCUUUUACGCGGUGAUUCGAUAUAGGAGCCUUUUCAAAGACUGGGCUCGUUUUGGUGGGGGAGCCCGGGAAUGUUAUGAGAAUCCGGCCUCCUUGCUCAAAGGACCAAUCACAGCACAGUGUUCCUGUGCUCAGCCAGGAACCAGUGACCUUGAUCUCACUAACCUGGAGCUGCAACAGAUGGUGGCAAGCGGCCAUUUUGCAUCUGUGUGGCAGGGCCGUCUGCAUGGGGCUGCCUUGGCAGUGAAGGUAUUCCCCGCUGCACACCAGCGCUCCUUCGUAAAGGAGAGGGAGGUUUUCGGACUGCCUCUCAUGGAGCAUCCCGGGCUGGUGUGCUUCAUGGGGGCUGGGAUGGAACCUACUGGAGGACAGUGGGUCUUUCUGCUGGAGUUGGCUAAGUAUGGCUCUUUGAAAACUUUCCUGUCCUCAAACAGCAUCGACUGGCCGUCGUCCGUGAAAAUGGCACAAACUUUAUCUCAGGGACUGGCUUUCCUUCACACUGACCUGUACAGGAACGAGCUGCACAAGCCGGCCGUCGCCCACGGCGACCUGAGCAGCAGUAACGUGCUGGUGCGGGUGGACGGCACAUGCGCUCUCUGUGACUUCGGCUGUGCGACGGUCUUCCGCGGCUGCUCAGGACAGCCGAGGUGGCAGCAGCAGAGAGAGAGUGCCCAGCUGAGGAGUCAGGUGGGAACACUACGCUACACAUCUCCAGAGGUCCUGGAGGGCUGCGUGAACCUGAACAACGACCGGUGCCUGAUCCAGGGGGAUGUGUACGCACUAGGUCUGCUGCUGUGGGAGCUCUGGGCACGCUGCUCCGACCUUUAUGCAGAAUCACCAGUUCCAAAGCACCAGCUGCCGUAUGAGGCAGAGCUGGGUCCCAAUCCAUCGCUGGAUGACCUCAUCCUGUUUGUAUCUGAGAGGAGAGAGCGUCCCACUUUACCCACACCAUGGAGACAAUUCACACAGGCAUUCUCUGCCAUAAAGGACAUUCUAGAAGACUGCUGGGACCAUGAACCGGAAGCCCGUUUGACAGCCCAGUGUGCUGCCAACAGGGUGGAAGUCCUUCCAGAACACUGUGACUGACACAUGUAGAAAUUUCUUAUUUCCACAAGGGAAAAAUAUGAAGUUUCCCGGAGUCCAUCACUGGAAAACAUGGAUGGAAAUUAAAGAGCCAUCGUCUUCCUUCACUAAAUUCUCUAGCUAGUGAUGUGAAAAUUUACUUUUUGCAAUGGAAUACUGGAUUUGUGUAUCAGUUGGUGCAUGCUGAAGCUGACUGUGGUGACGAAGAUGUGAUUAUUUGGAGAUUACAAAGUUUUUGGUCAGUAGCAUAGUAGACUAGUCUUAUUGCCUGGCAAGGUGUGAUGGCUGUAACCUGUUGGCAGCCUCCAUGCCCAGUUUUCAUCUAGUCUUUUCAUCCAUUUUGGAGGGACAUCCAGUUCUCAGUAAUGUCACAGUUAUCCUAUAUUUUCUCCACGUCUUGAUGACUAUCUUCUCUGUGUUCCAUGGUAUAUCUACGGUAUAUCUAAUACAUUUUUUUGUACCCUUCUUCAGGCUGAUACCUUUUGACAAUGAGAUCCCUUUGAUGCUUCGUGAGCUCUCUGCGAACCAUGCCUUUUGCUGUAGGAUGUAAGAGAGUAAAUGUCAGGAAAAUCCGACUAGGACAGCAGAACUUUAUUUGGGGUCAGAGUUACUUUAACUUAUGGCAGCUGUGUACACAAAAAGACUGAAUGCUGUAAUUAAAUCAAAAGGUGCUUCAACAAAGUAUUACUUUAAGGGUGUGACACUUAUGCAACCAGCUUAUUGUACUUUUUAUUUAUUUUUUUUCCGUCGAACGGAUUUGUUUGCUUUUCAAUUGGAUUGUGCAGGUUAUAGGUCACAUUAAAGGUGGGAAAUAUUUUGAAAUGA
This is a messenger RNA of Brienomyrus brachyistius, 2533 nucleotides long. RefSeq names its product anti-Muellerian hormone type-2 receptor-like. Gene Ontology annotation, biological process: BMP signaling pathway; protein phosphorylation; cellular response to growth factor stimulus. Bases 191 to 1711 code for a protein of 506 amino acids. The transcript has 13 exons. Gene Ontology annotation, molecular function: transforming growth factor beta receptor activity; ATP binding. NCBI's taxonomy places the organism in Eukaryota, Metazoa, Chordata, Actinopteri, Osteoglossiformes, Mormyridae. The record is from RefSeq and is a predicted model, not a curated record. Gene Ontology annotation, cellular component: plasma membrane; signaling receptor complex.